Messenger RNA from Misgurnus anguillicaudatus (oriental weatherfish), 1064 nucleotides. The record is from RefSeq and is a predicted model, not a curated record. NCBI's taxonomy places the organism in Eukaryota, Metazoa, Chordata, Actinopteri, Cypriniformes, Cobitidae.
UCAUUCAUGCUCUUCUCCGUGAGGCCAAGGUGAGACAAAUUUACUUAUUCCCAUUUCUAUGAAAAUCACUAUUGAUAGUGCUCUUAUGAAUUGUUUAAAAAAACAUCCACCAAGUUAUCAUAACUAUAAGGUAGGCUGAUAUUGUAUUUGAAAUUUACUUUUAUCCUCAUAUAGGCUGCAAUGGCAAUGCAAAGCUCUGCCAUUCCUCAAAAAAGAAAGACGACUAGGAGAAAGAAAUCGGUCACAUGCAGGCGUGAGAAACGUCAGAGAGCACAAAGACCUGCAUUGGCUUCUGAAGUUACAGGGAACCCAGUGUGUGAGGAUGUCCCUCAGAUUGAAGAUCCAGAGUUGACUGCAAGUCUUGAAAUAUGUCAUCAAGAGUUGAGGGGUGCUCUUACCUCAUUUGAGUAUCCUGUGGCAACAGAACAGACGGUGUGGGCACAACGACAGGUGUUUGCUGAUGUAAGAGCAAAAACAGCUAGGCCAGUGCUCCUUGAUGCCAAACUCCCAGCUGAAAGAGUCAUCAAGCAUAUUUGCAACAAAUGCCAUGCUGGAGAGGCUUUCAUUAGGUGCCUGGAUUGUGUUCCUCUGGACAUGGAGUUUCUAUGUGGAAGCUGUGACAUAGAGGCCCACAAAAAGAAUGUCUUUUAUAACAGGGAGGCAAUAUUUCAUGGCUACUUGGAGCCUAUUCCCCAUACAAAGGCUGUGGUGUUGGAUGAUAAUGGCCAGCCUCACUUUUGUGAGCAGGUACGUCACUUGCCCUUGCCCACACAGAGGGCAAUAUGUGAGUGCACCCAUGAGAUUGAGGUCACCACUGGGAAGCAUAUUUUGCAGUGGUCACCAUGGAUGGACGAUACGAUGUCUAUUUGCCCCGUAAGGUUUGCCCUACCUGCUUAGCAGAAUGGACUCCGGGAGUGAAAGACCUUCUGAACUACCAUUACUGUCCAAGCACCACCAGCUGCCAGACACUGUACCGUUUUGAUGUCUUUUGAAGCUUUUGUACACAGAAAUUCACAAUAAGCAAAAAGCAACUAAAUGAAUUAUAUGAAAGCAUUGGUAGAUGA